AUGGAGACCAACCUAAAGCUAAGCAAAGAUAAAGCGAACCUCCUACCCGAUCCCACGGCUUAUAGAAGCCUCAUUGGCAAGUUAAUAUACUUGACCAUUACACGGCCUGACAUUACCUAUGCCGUGAACCAUCUAAGCCAAUUUCUCACUUGUCCUCGGGCUCCACAUCUCCAUGCUGCACAUCGUAUACUGCAGUUUCUAAAAUCAACACCGGGACAAGGCCUUUUCUUUCCCUCUGACACUACAGCCACUAUAUCUGCUUAUGCUGAAACAAGCCUAUCCCCACAAAAUGUCCAAGUCUCUUUCUUUUCGGAUGCUGAUUGGGGGGCUUGCCAAGACACUAGGAGAUCCAUUUCGGGCUAUUUGCCCUAUUCCUUGGAAACUCCCUUGUCUCAUGGAAGUCAAAAAAACAACAAACUGUUUCACAAUCUUCUGCUGAAGCAGAAUAUCGAGCCAUGGCCAAUGCUACAUCCGAACUCACAUGAAUCCUCGCCCUACUCAAGGAUUUUGGCAUCAAUUCUACUACCCCAGCACUUCUCUAUUGCGACAACACCGCUGCAAUCCACAUAA
Messenger RNA from Cannabis sativa, 570 nucleotides. RefSeq lists its product as uncharacterized. NCBI's taxonomy places the organism in Eukaryota, Viridiplantae, Streptophyta, Magnoliopsida, Rosales, Cannabaceae. The record is from RefSeq and is a predicted model, not a curated record. The transcript has a single exon. Bases 1 to 570 code for a protein of 189 amino acids.